Anarrhichthys ocellatus (wolf-eel) is the source of this 2403-nucleotide messenger RNA. Its product is annotated as ras GTPase-activating protein nGAP-like. Lineage: Eukaryota; Metazoa; Chordata; Actinopteri; Perciformes; Anarhichadidae. The annotation marks the transcript as partial. Gene Ontology annotation, biological process: regulation of GTPase activity. The record is from RefSeq and is a predicted model, not a curated record. The transcript has 7 exons.
UCCCAGUACACGUUCACACUUGUAGUCCCAGUACACGUUCACACCUGUAGUCCCAGCACACGUUCACACCUGUCUUCCUGUUUCCACAGUGUGUUUCCUCGGGAGCUGAAGGAGGUGUUUGCAUCGUGGAAGCAGCAGUGCAUCGCCCGCGGCCACCAGCAGGACAUCAGCAAGCGUCUGAUCAGCGCCUCGCUGUUCCUGCGCUUCCUGUGUCCCGCCAUCAUGUCGCCGUCGCUCUUCCACCUGAUGCAGGAAUAUCCCGACGACCGGACGUCCCGGACCCUCACGCUCAUCGCUAAGGUCAUCCAGAACCUCGCCAACUUCACCAAGUUUGGAAACAAAGAGGAGUACAUGGCCUUCAUGAACGACUUCCUGGAGCACGAGUGGGCGGGGAUGAUGCGUUUCCUGUCGGAGAUCUCGAACCCGGAGACGCUGUCCAACACGCCGGGCUUCGAGGGCUACAUCGACCUCGGCCGCGAGCUCUCCGUCCUGCACGCUCUGCUGUGGGAGGUCGUCUCUCAGCUCGACAAGGCCACCGUAGCGAAGCUGGGUCCGCUGCCGAGGAUUCUGGGAGAUAUCUCCCGCUGCCUGUCGGCUCCCACGCCCGUCCAGCAGCAGCUGAGACGCUUCCAGGAGCACAGCUCAGCCCACAACAUCAGCGGCAGCCUGUCGUCAGGGUUACAGCGGAUCUUUGAGGACCCGGCCGACAGCCGCAGCGACGCCCGCAGCCUUCGGUCUCCGGUGGGUGAUCUGAUGGAGGGUUUUGCUCGAGGUCAGCGCCCCCUGCUGGCUCAGCAGCAGCCCUCCACCCACACCAGCUUCUCCGACCAUGAGGAGCGAGACCACCUGCUGCCCAACGGACGCAGCAUCUCUCUGGUGGACCUGCAGGACGUCCAGAGCCUGCAGGGUCUGGUCGGGGCGGGCUCCCAGGCCUCCGGACACGCCCCCCUGCCCCUGCUCAACUACUCCAACCCGGCACCGCACCAGACCAGAGCCCCGCCCAGAGACGGGCAGACGCAGAGCGCGCCGCAGGCGAGGCGUCCGCUGCACCCGUCGCUCAGCCAGCAGCGCAGCCUGCUGCCGCUGUCCUUCCAGAACCCCGUGUACCACCUGAGUAACCCCGCCCACAGCCUGUCCACACGCUCCGCCCACUCGCUGCGCCAGGACUCCUCCUCUGAGAACCUGAGCACCGAGAGCAGCUCGCACAUCAGCCACAGCAUCUCCGACGACUUCGGCGGCAACCAGGUGGGGGUCAAAGGUCGCACGCCGUCCAACAGCAGCCUGGACGAGUUGGCCGGCAGGCGGAGCGCGCAGAGCGAGGAGUGCUCCGCGCCACCGCGGCGCCACGCCACGCCCGACCUCCCGGUGGCGGUCGCCGUCCCCCGACAGAGCACAACGGCGGGCACCGCCCACAUUGUCAAGGUGGAGCAGCAGAGCAGAGGAGGGGGCGGGGCCAGGACGCCGCGCUCUCUCCCUCACAGCGCCUCGCUGCGCAGCGGCGGCAGCGUUAACGCGGAGCCUUCGCCAACCCCCGGCCGCGCCGCACGCCAGCAGCCCGCCUGCUCUACGGAGAACACGGCUCCGCCCUCGAGGAGCGCCGCCAAGCAGCCACAGCAGGUGGCGUCUCCGGUGGAGGCGGUGGCCGUGGUCGUAGCGAUGUCUCCGGUGGAGAGGACGGCAGCCUGGGUGCUCAACAACGGCCAGUACGAGGAGGAAGAGGAGGAGGAGGAAGAGGAGGGAAAGGAGAGGAGCAAGGAGGAAGGAAAGAACACUGAGAAGUAUGAGCUGGAGAUCUCCCGGCUGAAGGAGCGUCUGCGGGUGUCUGCUCUGCGUCUGGAGGAGUACGAGCGUCGGCUGCUGGCUCAGGAGCAGCAGAUGCAGAAGCUGCUGCUGGAGUACAAACAGCGUCUGGAGGACAGCGAGGAGCGGCUGAGGAGGCAGCAGGAGGAGAAGGACGGCCAGAUGAAGAGCAUCAUCUGCAGGCUGAUGGCGGUGGAGGAGGAGCUUAAACGGGACCACGCAGAGAUGCAGGCCGUGAUUGAAGCCAAACAGAAGAUCAUUGACGCUCAGGUACAACAUCACACCUGUAUGAACCUUUACUCUGAAACAUGAGCUGGUUUCCUGUAUAGCAGCUUUAAGUACCUUUACUCUGAAACAUGAGCUGGUUUCCUGUAUAGCAGCUUUAAGUACCUUUAUUCUGAAACAUGAGCUGGUUUCCUGUAUAGCAGUUUUAAGUACCUUUACUCUGAAACAUGAGCUGGUUUCCUGUAUAGCAGCUUUAAGUACCUUUACUCUGAAACAUGAGCUGGUUUCCUGUUCAGCAGCUUUAAGUACCUUUAUUCUGAAACAUGAGCUGGUUUCCUGUUCAGCAGCUUUAAGUACCUUUAUUCUGAAACAUGAGCU